AUGGAAGUAGAUACGGUUGCCAACCCUGCAGCAAGCGAAGUCUCAGUUUCGGUUGGUAUCCUGUCGCUGAGCGACGAAGUCGUUAUUGAACAAGACGGUGACUACAAGAUCGAGGACGAGAAGUACUUGCCGAUUGAGUGCCAAAAAGUGCUUGGGUUUGGCCAUAGCGGUGUGGUGCAAAGGGUGGAGCACAAGCAAACAAAAGAACUGUUCGCAAAGAAGGUUAUCAAUUUUCCUCGCAAGGGCAAAGGCAGGGAACAGGCUGAGGAGCGAUACCAUAAUGAGGCUGCUAUCAUCCGCAGUCUUAGAACUCAUACUCACGUCAUUCGAUUAUUCGCUUCGUUUACGACGCCGGGCUCUGGCGGACUACUUUUGCAACCUGCUGCAGACGAAGGAGAUCUGCAUGACUACCUAGACAGAUUUGCCGACCUGGUCGAAAAACCCGCGAACUCAUCCACCAAUCUUGAAGCGAUGACCAGAGUUCUCGAACAGGCGUUUGGAUGCUUGUCAAGUGGCCUGGUAUACAUGCACAAGAGAGGGAUACGUCACAAAGAUAUCAAGCCACGCAACAUCUUGAUCCAUCAGGAACGCCCUAUUUACCACUGGGGCAGAAAAGCCGAAUCUUCCGCAUCAGACAUUCGUUCUAGAACCGAUUCAGCAAUUGAGCCGCAAAUGCCUGAGCCAGCUCCCCAAGACGUUCGUACGCUACAAGGGUUCAUAUCGGGCACGCCACAGACUGGGUGGUACGAUCGCCUAGACACUUCUUAUCGAAUGCGGACUAGUCACGAAGCGCGAGAGUUUUUCAAGGUAGGAAAGGUUUUUGCCAUGCUAUACACCGAGACAGCAAGCGACGAUUCUGUAUCGAUCUCCAACGACGAAGCAUACACAGUGGUACGAUUUGGGCAAAGCGCAUACACAAAUAUCCGCCCCUUUGUCGUCGUGGAUGUAAGACGGGGCUUCGUGAACGCUUGUGGUAUCGGCACCUAUUCUGGUCGUGGAACUCUCAAGGAAGGUUGCAACCCAGCCGAACACACAAUGGUGUACUUAUCUGGGACUGAUCCUGCGUCAUGCUACAUUCCUGGCGAAUAUGAAAGUGGCAUGACUAAAGAGCCAAUCGAGGUUGUGCCAGCGGAACCAAGUGUGAGUAUCAGGAAGGAGUCUCGCAUCCGAUUCGGCAAAGUGUAUCCAAUCGAGAUGAACGUCGCAGUCAAAGACAUUGGCCGAGUUCGCGAAGACCAGAUCAGCGCACUGCUCAGCUACUGGCAGCAGGAAAACCAUACGCCGCCCCUUGCGUAUCCUCCUUCAUCUUCAACCGCCUUCUCUUCGAACAACUGGUCAUCGGGCGGGUUUUCUUCUCAGCAUGUGUAA
Molecule: messenger RNA, 1368 nt
Organism: Alternaria arbusti
Lineage: Eukaryota; Fungi; Ascomycota; Dothideomycetes; Pleosporales; Pleosporaceae
Exons: 5
Coding region: 1-1368 (455 amino acids)
Biological process (GO): positive regulation of apoptotic process; protein phosphorylation; intracellular signal transduction
Cellular component (GO): nucleus
Molecular function (GO): ATP binding; protein serine/threonine kinase activity
Source: RefSeq, a predicted model, not a curated record